ACAAAGUGUCGCGACCGGAUAGAGAGAGAGAGUAUUGAAAAAGUAUAGAAGAGAAAAGAGAGAUCGAAACAGAGGAAAAAAAGAUAUGAGGAUAGAAACAAGGCGAGAGAGGGAGGAAGAGGAGGAGGAGGAGGAGGAGCAGCCGCUGAGUCCGGCGGCGCGUCUAUUCCACUCGCCGGAGUUCAAUUGCUACAUAAUCUCCGUGAUCGGUUGCAAGACCAAGAUCGAUACAGAUGUUAUCACCCAAGGAUUGAAGGAGACAUUGAUCAGACAUCCUCGUUUCUCCAGCAAACUGGUGAUCGAUGGGGACAAGAGACAAAACCAGAGAUGGGUCCGAACAAAAGUGAACGUAGAAGAUCAUGUCGUCGUUCCAGACAUGGUGGCAUCACGCAGGAUGACGGAAAACCCGGAUGAGUUUCUCGAGAACUAUGUCUCGAAUCUCACUUCAACUCCAUUGGACGUCUCGAGACCAUUAUGGGAGCUUCACGUCCUCGAUAUAAAGACCUCCGACGCAGAAAACGUCGCCGUUUUGAAGGUCCAUCACUCCAUAGGAGACGGCAUGUCUCUCAUGUCUCUCGUCCUCGCUUGCACACGCAAAACGUCUAACCCCAUGGAGAUUCCGAGCCUUCCGGUUAAGAACCGGUCUAAGUCCCGGUUGACCGGUUUGAGGAGCCAAUCUCGGUUUUGGUGGUUAGUUUUGGCUUUAUGGUCGUCGGUCUUAUUGGUGUUCAACACGUUUUGUGAUGCUUUUGAGUUCGUUGCUACGACAUUGUUCCUUAAAGACACGGAAACUCCGAUUAAGGGUAAGAGAGGAGGUUUAAUGGAGGAAAAACCGAGGCGUUUCGUCCAUCGAACAAUGAGCUUCGACGACAUAAAGCUGAUCAAGAACACCAUGAACAUGACUGUGAAUGAUGUUUUGCUUGGUAUAACCCUAGCCGGUCUCUCACGGUACUUAAACCGGAAAUACGGGGAUACCGAAGAGAAACAAGAAGCAAAGGAGCGCAAUCAAGACAAUCUACCGAAAAGAAUACGGCUAAGGGCUGCAGUUCUCGUGAACCUUAGGCCUGACGCUGGAAUUCAGGCUUUGGCCGAUAUGAUGUCGAAAGGAUCAAAGUGUAAAUGGGGGAAUUGGAUUGGAUACGUUGUCAUUCCGUUCUCCAUCGCUACGCGUGAUGAUCCGCUGGAGCAUCUUCGAAGAGCCAAGGACACAAUCGACAGGAAGAAGCAUUCUUUGGAAGCCUUUUUGACGUUUUCUGUCGGCAAAUUCAUUCUCGAGACAUUUGGAGUUAAGGCAGCAGCCGAUAUAAUAGGCCGAGCAGUGUCGAACACAACGAUGUCGUUUUCAAACAUGAUGGGUCCUGUCGAAGAAAUAAGCUUUUACGGACAUCCGAUUACGUACUUAGCUCCUAGUGCUUAUGGCCACCCCCAUGCAUUGACGAUGCACUUCCAGAGUUACAUGAACAAGAUGACAAUGUCUCUGACAGUUGAUUCAACGGUCAUAACCGAUCCUCAUCGGCUUUGUGAUGACUUGGAGGAAUCCCUACGAACCAUCAAAUCUGCUGUCCAAGAAAGAGGGUUGGUUCGUUGAAUAGUUACGAAAUUGUAACUGGAUAAAGUUUUUUUUUUCAUAAAGACUAUACUAUUGGACAAGAUCCAAUCUUUAUAUAUACUUCUCAUGAGACAAAAAAUGCCACUGAUCAUAGAUUUUGCUAAUAA
Messenger RNA from Tarenaya hassleriana, 1716 nucleotides. RefSeq names its product O-acyltransferase WSD1-like. The transcript has 7 exons. NCBI's taxonomy places the organism in Eukaryota, Viridiplantae, Streptophyta, Magnoliopsida, Brassicales, Cleomaceae. Gene Ontology annotation, cellular component: plasma membrane. Bases 86 to 1588 code for a protein of 500 amino acids. The record is from RefSeq and is a predicted model, not a curated record. Gene Ontology annotation, molecular function: long-chain-alcohol O-fatty-acyltransferase activity; diacylglycerol O-acyltransferase activity. Gene Ontology annotation, biological process: triglyceride biosynthetic process.